Molecule: messenger RNA, 1029 nt
Organism: Fomitiporia mediterranea MF3/22
Lineage: Eukaryota; Fungi; Basidiomycota; Agaricomycetes; Hymenochaetales; Hymenochaetaceae
Product: NAD-binding protein
Exons: 7
Coding region: 1-1029 (342 amino acids)
Biological process (GO): purine nucleobase biosynthetic process
Cellular component (GO): cytosol
Molecular function (GO): methylenetetrahydrofolate dehydrogenase (NADP+) activity; methylenetetrahydrofolate dehydrogenase (NAD+) activity
Source: RefSeq, a predicted model, not a curated record
AUGAUAUCAAAUCAGGAUUCUUUAGAUGAUACAACGGGAAAGGGUAUCUUGCUGAAGGCAGACGGUAUCGCAGAUACAUUCCGUGCCGAAGUUAAGGUUGGACUCGCUGCAUGCUCUCAUCCGCCAAAGCUUGUUGGCAUUCUCUCGACAUCAUCACAGCCGAGCAGGAUGUAUGCCAUGUUCACGAAGAAGCAAUGUGAGGAGCUUGGAUUUGAGUUCGUCUUACGAACGGUUGGCGCUGCUGAGUCGUCGGAGUUGGGAGAAGGGGAGGGUGUGGAGGAGGCGAUUAUUGAAGCGAAUGAGGAUGAGAGUGUGGAUGGUAUCAUGGUGUAUUACCCGAUUUUCGGGGUGCAGCAGGAUCAUUAUCUGCAGCAGGUUGCCAGUCCGAUCAAGGAUGUCGAAGGCCUCAACGUCAAAUUCCAUUACAACUUAUACCACAAGUACCAAUCAGCAUCCAACGCAGCUCUACCUGCAGUCUCAGAUGACCCUCCUCCAGGAACUGUCAAGUCAAUUCUCCCAUGCACGCCCCUUGCGAUCGUCAAAUGCCUCGAGAACAUCGGUGUGUAUAAUACGAUCUUGAAAUAUGGAGACCGUGCGUAUGGUAAGAUUAUCACGGUCGUUAACCGAUCGGAAGUUGUCGGUCGCCCACUCGCUGCACUCCUCGCGAACGACGGUGCGCGAGUCUUCUCCGUGGAUAUUGACUCUAUCCAAGAAUACACGAAACGUCCCUCUAUACCAACCGACUCUGAAACCGGUGCAGCAGCCAGUAUAAAAAGACGAUAUCAUCCACACCACGUCGUCCGACCCAGUACAAAGUCCCUCGAAGACUGCCUCGCGAUCUCAGACGUAGUAAUCAGCGCUGUACCAAGCCCUUCAUACAAGAUCAAAACCGCAUGGCUAAAAGACGGAUGUGUUUGCGUCAACGUUGCGUCGGAGAAGAACUUUGAGAAAGAUGUUCGGGAGAAGGCUUCCAUAUAUCUACCCGCGGUAGGGAAAGUCACAAUCUUGAUGUUGCUGCGGAAUCUGUAA